AGGGGCGUCAACAAAAUAAUUUCAUCAUCGUCAUCGCUGACGAAAACGCUGAUGUGAGAUAAAUUAAAAUCGGCUGUUAAGAGUUCUGGUCACACCUGAGCCUGUCUGAUGAUGGAGGUGGAUAAAAAGCAAGAGCUCUGUUUCCCAGAGCUUCUCAACACCUCCUGCAUGAAGCCAACACUCCACUGGUCUGAAGCUGUGCUCCUCAACACGGUGCUGUCCUUGGUCUCUCUGAUCACUGCUGCUCUAAACCUUUGUAUCAUCAUCUCGGUCUCCCAUUUCAGGAAGCUCCACACACCCACUAACGUCCUCCUCCUCUCUCUGGCUGUCUCAGACUUUCUUGUGGGUCUCCUGCUGAUGCCGUUAGAAAUAUAUAAAAAGAUCACCUGUUGGGGGAAGAUAAUGUGUUUAUUCUACGGUUAUCUUAUUGCCCACAUUGUUUCUGCUUCAAUCGGAAACAUUGUGCUCAUUUCUGUGGACCGGUAUGUGUCUAUUUGUCACCCGCUUUACUACCUGAACAGAGUCACUCUGGCCAGAGUCAAAAGCUGUGUGGGUGCGUGCUGGAUAUGCGCCGGUGUCUACAGGGUCUGUUAUCUGAAGGAUGAGUUUAUCCAACCAGGCAGAAGCAGCUCCUGCGUAGGAGAGUGUGCCUUUGUCAUGGACGUGGUUGCAGGAACUGUGGAUCUCAUUUUGAACUUCGUAGCUCCAGUGACAGUCAUCGUAUUUCUGUACAUGAGAGUAUUUGCGGUGGCUGUUUCUCAGGCUCGGGCCAUGCGCUCUCAGAUUACAGCGGUCGCACGCCAUCAGGCAGUUAAUCCAGAAACAAAGAAGUCAGAAUUAAAAGCAGCCAGGACUCUGGGUGUCCUCGUUGUUGUAUAUCUGUUAUGCUUUUGCCCUUUUUAUUGUUAUUCUCUUAUUGACGUUCAUUUCACCAGCAAAUCUCCUUCUUCCUUUUUUGUUUUUCUUUUUUACUUUAACUCCUGUUUAAACCCUCUAAUUUAUGCCCUGUUUUACCCCUGGUUCAGAAAAUCUGUAAAACUUAUUGUCACUUUAGAGAUCCUGCAGCCUGGCUCGUGUGAAGCCAACUUACUGUAGAGAUCCCUGGAUGAGUCUGUGUUCUGCAGAAAAAAUAACCAGGAAAUGUUUAUUUUAUCUGUUUAAUGCAUUUGUUCGGUAAACAGCUUUCCACCUGUGCUUGUUCAAUUUACUGAGGAAUUCUUCUCGUGUCCUAAAGAAGUAUUUAUUUUAACAGAAAAGAAUAAAAUAGAUUAGAGAAGCAUAUAAAAUCUCUUUAUUGUCCUAAGUGGAGAGAUGUUGGUGUCACAACUGAUUUCCCAAAUAAAUAAAGAAUAAAAGGAUGUACACUACAUAUGUAAAAACAAAUGUGCGAGAAAUCCUUUAAAUGUUCAGUAGAAUUGACCACAUUUAAAAAAAAACUACAUUACUGUAAAACAAGACUAGGAGGAAACAUGUGGGGACCAUUUUUAAAGUCUUGGUUGACCUGGGCAGCUAACUUCAUAAACUUCCUCAUCUCUGCAACGGUGGUUCUUCCUCAU
This is a messenger RNA of Nothobranchius furzeri (turquoise killifish), 1556 nucleotides long. Lineage: Eukaryota; Metazoa; Chordata; Actinopteri; Cyprinodontiformes; Nothobranchiidae. The record is from RefSeq and is a predicted model, not a curated record.